CCGCCUGCGUUUCUAACCGGAGUCCCAGCAGAGAAGGAGUUGGCAUCAUGGCGUUCAGCUUUGGAGGCGGCGCAAAUACUGCGGGCUCCUCUGGAUUUGGUUCAUUUGGUGCCAAAACAACAGCAUCAACUGGUUUUGGUUUUGGUACAACCACCACUGCCGCGUCUGGAUUUGGUAGUCUUGCUGCCCCAGGCUUUGGAACUACAACAACUGCAGCUCCAUCAGCUGGCUUUGGCUUUGGUGCUACAGGAACAGGAUUUGGUGGGCUGGGAGCUGCAAACACCACUGCCGGAGGACUUUUUGGCCACACCCUGAACAAAGGAUUUGGUUUUUCCUCUGGUUUUGGCACAGGUGCUACCACGAGUACUGGUCUUGGCACUAGCCUUGGCACGGGCCUGGGAACUGGUUUGGGUUUCGGGGGCUUUAACACACAGCAGCAGACUUCAGGAGGCCUCUUUGGACAGCUAGCACAGGCCCCUGUGCAGUCCAAUCAGCUGAUCAACACAGCAAGCGCGCUCUCUGCACCAACACUUCUAGGAGAUGAGCGUGAUGCCAUCUUAGCUAAAUGGAACCAACUGCAAGCUUUCUGGGGGACAGGCAAAGGGUACUUUAACAACAGCAUCCCGCCUGUGGACUUCACACAGGAAAACCCCUUCUGCAGGUUUAAGGCUGUUGGCUUCAGUUGCAUCCCUGGCAGCAAGGAUGAAGAUGGCCUGGUGAUUUUGGCUUUUAACAGGAAAGAAGAUGAUAUCCGGAAUCUGCAGCAGCAGCUUGUCGAGGCUCUUCAUAAAGUUCUGGGGGGCAACCAGACUCUGACAGUGAAUGUGGAGGGGGUCAAAGCACUGCCAGACGAUCAGACAGAAGUCCUCAUUUACGUCGUAGAACGUUCUCCUAAUGGUACAUCGAAGAGGAUUCCAGCCACGACGCUCUUUAACUACGUUGAACAGGCCAAUAUAAAGAAUCAGCUGCUGCAGCUGGGAGUGGUUCGUACUCUGACCAGGACAGAGCUUUCCCCAGCACAGCUUAAACAACUCCUGCAGAACCCUCCAGCUGGUGUAGAUCCAAUAAUUUGGGAGCAAGCUAAAGUGGACAAUCCAGAUGCAGAAAAUUUGAUUCCAGUGCCAAUGGUUGGUUUUAAAGAACUACUAAGAAGACUAAAGAUCCAAGAGCAGAUGACAAAGCAGCACCAGACCAGAAUGGAUAUAAUCUCUGAAGACAUAAGUGAACUACAGAAGAACCAGGCUACAACAGUGGCAAAGAUAGCCCAGUACAGGAGAAAACUGAUGGACCUGUCACACAGAGUCUUGCAGGUAUUAAUCAAGCAGGAAAUCCAAAGAAAGAGUGGCUAUGCAAUCCAGGUUGAUGAGGAACACCUACGUGUUCAACUAGACACAAUACAGAGUGAGCUGAACGCACCAACCCAGUUUAAGGGUCGCCUGAAUGAACUCAUGUCCCAGGUUAGGAUGCAGAAUCACUUUGGAGCCUCCAGGUCAGAGGAGCGGUACAGCAUAGAUGCAGAUCUCCUUCGGGAAAUCAAGCAGCACUUGAAGCAGCAACAGGAAGGCCUAAGCCAUUUGAUCAGUGUUGUCAAGGAUGAUGUGGAGGACAUCAAGCUCAUAGAACAUGGGCUUCAUGACAGCAUCCACACCAGAGGAGGGACAUUCAGCUGACAACAGACCUGCUUUCAGGCAUCACGCAGUAGGGAGCAUUUAUGUGCUGAAUACCGUGGUAGUGAAAGCUCCCCGUCAAGAUAAUCUUAUUAACAUCACACUGGAAGAUAGCCAAUUGAACUGGCUAAGCAGACACAACUGGCAUACUUGCCUCCCACUCCCCCUGUCAGUGACAAUACAAAUAAAAGAACACUUCUGUUGGACAGACCACGUAUUUUACAAAAGCAGAUUUUGAUUGUAGUGACACAAGUCUUACGUUUUAGUAAUGUGCAGCUUCCCACAAUUUUUUUUUACCAUCCAAGGACUAUUUUCUGCAAAAAGAUUUGUUUUUAAAGUUGGAACUGUCUUUAAUGGAACAAAAACAUUAAUAAAUAAAACUUUCUAAUUAUGUUUGGAAACAUACAUGAUUUAAUGCUUGAAGGUCCACAUAAGGUAAUGGCUUAAAAAAAAACCUCAAAAGCAUUUUUCUGCUUUUUUUACUCAGAUGUUUGAAUUGAGGGUAUUAAUCUAAUGGAUAAAAUCAAGUAUUUGGUUAGUUUAAAAAAAAUAAAAAUCUUUGACUGGUCUUUACAGAAUCUAAUUAGAGGGCAUUAAACUUAAUUUCAAAUACAAUUCAAAGCUUACUAUGAGAAAGCAAGCUUUUUCAGGAUUGAAAGAUAUAAAGGUUUGAAAGUGGUGGCUUUCUGUAUGUCUUUGUUUCCACAUGGGUCAGUAGACUUCACUUGGUCUACUUUGGUUGGGACUCUAAUGUGUUUUUAUAAUUGUGCUGCAUAUGCUUCCAGGCACAAAACAAAUCCGAUGAUCUGCCAGCCAUCAACCUGUGUCCUGAAAGCCCUCAGUAGUCCCAUCAUGUUGCUUUAUAUUCACUUUCAUAUGCCAGACAAUACUGUUUGUAAUCAAGGUUGUCUAACUAUCUGUGCUAACUGAAGAAUAUUUGAGGCACACAAGGACUACUGCAAGAAUUAUCUUUAUUUAGUGUGUCCAAUGAUUAUUCCCCCCCCCCAUUUUUGUUCAGAUUUGGACAGCCCAAUCACUUUUCCCUUGACCACAUUAAUUUUUUAGAAAAUGUUAUUGCAUAUAUGUCUUACCCUUUUAUUUAUUUCAAAAUAAUAACAUUUAGAUCCUUGAUUUGGAAUACCGUACAUACAGCAAGAUCCAAGAUUUUUUUUCUAAUUGAGAUCUGUGAAACUAGCCAGUAAGAAGUCAUUGAAAAAGCACUCCUCGGCUAUAUGUAGUAAACAACUAUAUGG
Molecule: messenger RNA, 2920 nt
Organism: Polyodon spathula (Mississippi paddlefish)
Lineage: Eukaryota; Metazoa; Chordata; Actinopteri; Acipenseriformes; Polyodontidae
Product: nucleoporin p54-like
Exons: 14
Coding region: 48-1670 (540 amino acids)
Biological process (GO): nuclear pore organization; NLS-bearing protein import into nucleus; protein localization to nuclear inner membrane
Cellular component (GO): nuclear pore central transport channel; nuclear pore
Molecular function (GO): structural constituent of nuclear pore
Source: RefSeq, a predicted model, not a curated record